Messenger RNA from Calliphora vicina (urban bluebottle blowfly), 1139 nucleotides. It is a transcript of the gene Rfk, whose product is annotated as Riboflavin kinase. Gene Ontology annotation, cellular component: mitochondrion. The transcript has 4 exons. Gene Ontology annotation, biological process: riboflavin biosynthetic process; FMN biosynthetic process. Gene Ontology annotation, molecular function: riboflavin kinase activity. The coding region runs from base 134 to 904 and encodes 256 amino acids. The record is from RefSeq and is a predicted model, not a curated record. Lineage: Eukaryota; Metazoa; Arthropoda; Insecta; Diptera; Calliphoridae.
UGAACCAAUAAAAAUAAACUUUGAAAACUAUUUAUAUAGACACCAACAAAUUUAAUACAAUUUAAAAAAUUAUUCAGAAAAAGUUAUCUGAAACAUAGUUUAAUCAAAUUUGAUUUCAAUUAAAUGUCUAUAGAUGUUUGCUAAAAGUUUACAAAGCGUUCGUCGAGUUAGUUUAUCGUAUGCCUUAUUUAAUAACGUACACAACAAUUUAGCACGCUCUCCUAUAAAGCCAACAAUAUCAGUUGGGUAUCAUUAUCAAACCCAACAACGUAGAUUUUGUCAUAGAACUACUUGGACUUUUGAUUACAAUUUGCAAGCGAUAACAUUAGUUAACACAAAUUUUUGCAUCAUCAGCCGACGCGUGUCGUCACAGUUAUCUUGUGUCUCAAUGAAAAUGUUAAAUUAUUUGCCAUUUUUUGCUAGCGGUGAAAUUGUUUCCGGAUUUGGUCGCGGUUCCAAAGAGUUGGGCAUACCAACAGCUAAUUAUCCCUUGGAGGUAGUGAAAUCUUUACCGGAAUGUUUUAAGCCCGGAGUUUACUUUGGCUGGGCCAACGUUGACAAUGGACCUGUGUACAAAAUGGUCAUGAGCAUCGGCUGGAAUCCUUUUUACGACAAUAAGGAAAAAAGUAUAGAAACACACAUUUUACAUGAAUUCAAUCGUGACUUAUAUGGCUGUUUACUUAAAGUUGGCAUUGUUGGUUACUUAAGGCCAGAACAAAAUUUUAAAUCCCUGGAUGAUUUAGUGGCCUGCAUUAAGAAUGACAUAGCACAUGCCGAAGAUGUACUCGAAUCUAAUGAGAUAUAUAAACAAUUACAAAGUCAUCAGUUUUUCCUUGAAAAUAGUCGCCAGACGAAUGACAGUCAUACAAAGAAUACAAGUAGUAAAAGUAAUAAUAGUACAUAGAAAAAUUUUAUGUUCGUAGUUUUUUUUUAGGUCUAUUUUAAAUAAUCUUACCUCAUAAAUUACAAUUGGUUUAAAUUUACUUUAUUUAACUCUGUUUUUAGUACUUAAGAACUCGUUUAUCCCUAUGUUUUUAUUAAAUUAUUCAAUUUCUAGUGAACUUAGCUGUAUACAUACAUAUAUACAUACAUGUGAAACAUAAAAAUUGUCAAUGGAUUUAUAUUUUGACAAAACUAAA